Molecule: messenger RNA, 1383 nt
Organism: Thlaspi arvense
Lineage: Eukaryota; Viridiplantae; Streptophyta; Magnoliopsida; Brassicales; Brassicaceae
Source: the annotation of a GenBank genome assembly
AUGUCGGCAUCAACCGUGUGUGUCACCGCUAGCCCGACGGCGGCGAUUAGGCGGACGCCGGUUCUCUCCACUGAGAAGAAAUCCAAUUUUGAUUUCCCGCCGAGCGAAUCACAUGCGAAUGCGGCCGCCAUCGCAGAGUCCGCCGCUGGUACGAGCCGGGAUCUGAUUCGCUCCGAGGCUGCCGCUGAGAGAUCCAACGGCUACAACGUGGGUCCGGUGACGAGGAAAUCUGGAUCCGCCGCGACGGGGACUAAUACGACCACCACGCAGCGUCGAACGCGGAAGGUCCCGGUGACCAAGACGCAGAGGACGCAGUGGAAGAGAGUGGUUAGGGUAUUCGCGAAGCAGUUUGGGGCUCUUUUGUUACUCGUUGGGCUAAUUCAAUUGAUUAGGAAAGUGGCUCUGAAGGACACGCCUCUAUCUUCCUCGACGUUUCCGAUUGAGACGGAGAUGGUGCUUUCGGAAUUGGAGAGCCGGAUUUCGGCAGUCGAUGGUCUAGUGAAGACCACGACGAAGAUGAUGCAGGUCCAAGUCGAGUUUCUUGAUAAGAAGAUGGAAAGCGAAACAAGAGCAAUUAGGCAGAAAAUCGAUUCCACGUCUUCUGCGUUGCAGACUGAAUUGAAGAAGAUAGAGUCUAGAACAGAGACGCUACAGGCUUCCGUAGACGAAGUCAAUGCUAAACCUUUGGUGUCUAGAGAGGAAUUAGAGAGGGUUUACGAGGAAUUGAAGAAGGGUAAGGUCCAUGAUUCUUCUGUUGGCGAUGUCGACAUUGAUGAACUGAGAGCAUAUGCUCGUGACAUAGUGGAGAAAGAGAUUGGGAAGCAUGCUGCUGAUGGCCUUGGCCGAGUAGACUAUGCAUUAGCGUCAGGUGGUGCUUUUGUGAUGGAUCAUUCGGAUCCUUAUCUUGUUGGAAAUGGUGGUAAUUGGUUUGGGACUAGCAGGCGACGGGUUCAUAGCAAAGCGGCUAAGAUGUUAACUCCGAGUUUCGGGGAGCCUGGACAGUGUUUCCCUCUGAAAGGAAGCAGUGGCUAUGUUCAAGUCAGGCUAAGAACACCAAUCAUACCAGAGGCUGUUACCUUGGAACAUGUCUCUAAGGCUGUAGCGUAUGACAGAUCGAGCGCCCCAAAGGAUUGCCGUGUAUCAGGAUGGCUAGAAGACAGAGAUAUGGAGAGUGAGACGAUGCUCCUUCUUACAGAGUUCAGUUACGACUUAGACAGGUCCAACGCACAGACAUUUGAGAUUGCAGAUUCAGCUCACUCGGGAUUUGUCAACACUGUAAGGCUAGACUUCACAUCCAACCAUGGAAGCUCUUCACACACUUGCAUCUACCGGUUCAGGGUUCAUGGCCGUGAACUAGACUCGGUCUCUGUUGAUCAUGCUUGA